Molecule: messenger RNA, 3185 nt
Organism: Chlamydomonas reinhardtii
Lineage: Eukaryota; Viridiplantae; Chlorophyta; Chlorophyceae; Chlamydomonadales; Chlamydomonadaceae
Exons: 5
Coding region: 612-2201 (529 amino acids)
Source: RefSeq, a predicted model, not a curated record
AAAUCGCCUUUGUAGGCAGACGGAGCAGGGAAAGAACGCCCGGCGCGCCUACAAGCAGUCGGAGCAGGGAAAGAAAGCCCAGCGCGCCUACGAGCAGUCGGAGCAGGGAAAGAAAGCCCGGCGCGCCUACAAGCACGUGCGGGCGGAGCGUCGUCCGUGAGCGGCGCGCUUUCGCCGCUUUCAUUCGCCCCAGCAACUGGACCGCCAUUGCGCCUUCGCCCUCGCCAUCGUCUAGCUGAUCUUCCUGCAGCAGCGCCCUUUCUACCUGUUGUGUGUGGUUACAAGGUGGUGAGCACGACGUGCAUUCCUGUCCUUGUAGAAACCGAGGCCCGGGCCGGGGGCCCCUUAUAACGCCUGCAACACUUAUAUAUGCAGCUACUUUGGUCCCCGAAUGGGGGUGCUUCUGCUCCUGUGCUCCCAAAUGGAAUCUAGUAACGCGGCUAACCUGGCUGGGUCCGUAUUCUGCAUAAGGGCCUGCAUCCCGCCUGUAAAAUCGAUCUCGCUACCCGAACGCAACUGGUCGUAGGCCGUACACCGCAUGAGCACAUGAUUCUCAGCUGGUCUUCCUGCAGCAGCGCCCUUUCUACCUGUGCUGCGGCAACCCCGCAACCAUGGCGACGCCCAAUCACCCGCAUUUCGGCAAGUCGUACCUGGGCAAGCCCUACCGCAGCAAGAAGACGGGCAAGUGGCGCCGCAACACCUGCUACUUCGGGCUAGACCCCUCCUUCGCGCCGAUCUAUGUGCCCCUUGACAACACGUCCAUGGCCCGCCUUCCUGGGCUGCUGCCCACCCUGGCAAGGCGCCAUGGCGAGGUCUUCGCCGGUGCAGGCGCGGGCGCCGUGGCACCCUCCUCGUUUGUCCAGGCCGCGUUUGGCGGCGGGGGCAUGCAGUCGUCUGCCACGCUGAACGCCGUCGGCUGGGGCCUGUUCCAGCUCGGGGGUGUGACCUCCCGCAACGCCCCCUUCGCCAAUUACAUCACCACGGACGGGGUGGCCUGCAGCGUGGCGCGAGAAGCGCACAACAAGCCGCUGGCCAACUUGAAGCCGGCGACCGCGCCCGCCGAUGCGGAGGAGCUGUGCACCCUGGAGGAGAUGAAGGCCACGCAGAUCAUCGGUGUGGACCCGUGCGGGGGAGGGAAUUGGUUCAUGGCAGCACGGUCUCCGCUGUACCAGCCAGGGCCCUGGGCUUGGGAGGGUGUCGGGGAGGGUGUCAGCCCUGCCCAGCGCUACCUGCUCGAGCUGCACGACAAGCAGCUGGAUGAGGAGUUGUUCCCUGGGCAGCUGCCGCCGAAGCCGCGUCGCAGGCGCAAGGGCGUCAGGCGCAAGGGUGGCGGGCGCAAGGGGGGCCACCGCCGGAAGCAAUCGAAGCACUGGCAGCCGCGAGCCAGGACAGCGCGGCGGCGGCGCCAGAAGCGGGGCCGAUUCCUUAUGAGCAUGGGCCACUGGCGGCACAUGUCAGGCCUGGAACGACUCCAGCCAAACCGCCCACAGCUUGCGCCAGCCCUGCAGGCGUACGUCGGCGGCAUCCCCACGGCGGCGACCGCGUCGGCGGCCCGGUUUGAAGAGCGCCUGCGCUACCUCUUCGCCGGUGGGGCGGCAGGGCAGGCGGCGGGGCAGGCGGCGGGGCAGGCGGCGGGGCAGGCGGCGGGGCAGGCGGCGGGGCAGGCGGCGGGGCAGGCGGCGGGGCAGGCGGCGGGGCAGGCGGCGGGGCAGGCGGCGGGGCAGGCGGCGGGGCAGGCGGCGGGGCAGGCGGCGGGGCAGGCGGAGGCGGCGGGCGGGGCCGGCAGAGGCGGCAGGCCCAAGGAGGAGGUGGUGGUGGGGUGGGGUUCGUGGGCCUUCCAGGGAGGGAAGGGCGGCUCCCCCAUCUCCGUCAGGGGCGGGCGCGCGCCGACGGGGCGGCUCAUCAAGCUGCUCCGUGAGCGCUACGCCAAGCAUGUGUUCAUCAUCGAUGAAUACAAGACCUCCAAGACCUGCUACAACUGCGGGUGUCAGGAGAUGGCCAUCAAGCGGCUUGGGGGGCUGAAGGAGGGGCAGCGGCCCUGGUCAGUCAAAGUCUGCAACGACUGCUUGACGACCUGGAACCGCGACGUCUCCGCCGCCAACGUGAUCCGUGUGCUCCUCCUGCUGAAGCUGAUGGGCUUCGAGCGGCCGACCAAGCUGCAGCGGCCGCCAUGGCCGCCGGCGGCGGCGGGGCCAGGCUGAGAGCCUGAACGGCGCUAGCAGGGGGUGGGGCUGAGGGUGCACGUGUUGAUUGGCGGCGAGUGACGUGACUAGUUUGUUAGCUGCGGGUUAGCACGGACUGUGCACCCCACCCAACCGGCCACGUCCGGAUUUGCGGGGAUGCCAAAGGCCCCCAACAUAGAGGCGUGUGCUUAGUAGGCGCCCGCGUCAAGGUGGCUGGGUUGAUCACGACCCGGGAUCAGCCCUUUUCCUGCCAUAAGGCAGCCACCUCCUUGUCACCACCCCACUUGUCACUGCUAAGUUGGCUUGCCCCUUUCCCCGAAGGGGGAGGGGCAAUAGCCAUUGCGGUCGCAUCGAGCUCGCCGCGGGGGGCCCUCCCGGUUAUUCCAGUUUUGAGUUGAGUUAUAACCUUGAUACCCGAGCGCAGCGAAAUUUGUCGUGCAAAUAAUGCGCCUUUCUAUGUAUGUAUUGCAAAGCGUAACUUUAUGAAAACGCAAGCCCUAUGCCAGAGCGGGGUAAACGCACAAGCGCAGCGUUUGCAUUAUAGCUCCAGCGCAACAUACAAUAUAUCACAAAUUGUAUCGAUAAUCAAGGCUCCCGGCACGGAAGGACGCAAGACGGAGGAAUCGACGCGUUGGAGGAUCCCGGAAAUUGCGCGCGAAAGCGCGAGGCGCAAAAGGUUGGCGCUAUCAGUUUUAGUUUCCCCGCAAUGACGAAUGCCGCGUUCUGUAUUCUGCUCGCACAUCACCCGGCACAUCGGCGUUACUCUCGCCCGCUUGUCGCUGGCUUCCACGCCCUCGUGAUGGAACAUGGCAAGGGGCAGGAAAGCGUAGUCCCGAUGUGUGUGGUUCCCACCCGUGCCCACAUAAAUGCGUAGCAAGAAGGGACAAGGCAUUGGUGCGUUGUUCGCGCGCUGUUACUGUACCGACGGUAGCUGGCAGGUUGUGUCGAUGUUUUGCUGACGCGCAUGGCUUCCACGCCCUGAGUCCGUGCCCCCGCUGAGUC